AUGAUGGAGAUAAAGAAGAAAGAUGACAGCGCUUACGAGCCAGCAACUCUCAGUUGUUUUCAAAGAAGUCUACAGUGUUACUUAAACGAUACGAACUCCAACAUAAACAUUCUCAAAGACCAAGAGUUCCAGAAAUCCAGGGGCCGGUUGCUCGAAGCCUGGUUAGCGCUAACUGUUGGUUAAGAGGUAUCAAAAUGUAUAGGUUUCCAUGGUAUUUAACGCUGGUUAGCACUAACCAUGCUUCGAGCAACCCGGGCCAGGGAGGUUCUGCUUUCUAAAAAGAAACAGCUGGUUGUAGAACAAGGGAAAGGUAAUCACCCCCAAGCUGUGAGAGAACUUACCGAUGCUGAAGAAGAUUUAGUGUUUCGUUCCAGUGAAUUUGGCGAUAAAAACCCUGAAGCUCUACAGCGCACAGUUUGGUGGUUAUUAGCACUGGUUUCCGUGUAAGAGAUGAAAGCAGAAAGCUGAAAUGGAGAGACAUUGUUGUUGAGAAUGACACUGAAACCGGCAAGGAAUUUCUCAUUUGGAUUUCAGAAAGAGGAUCUAAGACGCGCCAUGGCAAUGGUGACAGACGAGCAUUUAAUCCCACCGCCCAGGCAACAAACGAACAUUAUCCAGUAGUGUACUACAAAAAAUUCCAAAGUCGCCGUCCUGCAUAG
This is a messenger RNA of Porites evermanni, 659 nucleotides long. Lineage: Eukaryota; Metazoa; Cnidaria; Anthozoa; Scleractinia; Poritidae. The record is from the annotation of a GenBank genome assembly.